AUGCCUACUCCCUCCGAACAAGCCCGAGCUCUAACGCCGGCAGCCAUCCACGAAGCCUACGAACUCAUAAAACCAUACGUCCACCUCACCCCGCUCCUCACUUGCAAGACCCUCGACCAGAUCGCCUCGACCCCGCAAACCCCAGAAGCCCUCGUCGGAACCCCAUUCGAAGGCCAGACCCCCGCGAAACCACAAAUCCGCUUCCAUUUCAAAUGCGAGAACCUACAGCGUAUAGGCGCAUUCAAGGCGAGGGGUGCGCACCACGCACUCCUGCGAUUGAUUCAAGAGCAGGGUGAGGAGGAGGUAAAGCGGCGGGGCGUUAUAACGCACAGUUCUGGUAACCAUGCCCAAGCGCUCGCUCUCGCUGCCUCAACACUCAACGUCCCUGCCUACAUCGUCAUGCCGGAGAUAAGCACAGCGUCCAAGAUCGCCGGAACACGCUCGCACGGCGCACAGGUAAUAUUCAGUGGCUCAACGAGUGUAGAGCGUGAAGCUGUCGUCGCAGAAAUCCAAGCCAAGACAAAUGCGUUCCUUAUCCCUCCCUACGACGAUUUCAACGUCAUUUGCGGACAAGGAACUGUUGCCCUAGAAAUGGUGCGGCAAUUCGAUGAGGCGGGCAAGUCUAAGGACAAGAACUUUAGCAAGAAACUCGAUGCUGUGGUCACGCCCGUAGGCGGAGGUGGACUGAACGCCGGUGUUGCGACAUACCUCUCGAAUACAAAGACCUAUGUCUUUGGCGCCGAGCCUAGUUUCCAAGGCGCCGAUGAUUGUCGGCGUGGCCUUCGUGAUGGUGCUCGGGUGGAGAAGGUGUCGACGCUUACCAUUGCAGAUGGAUUGAGAACGCCAGUUGGUGUGUUAAACUGGGAGGUUAUUUCUAAUGCAAACAAGGUCAAAGGUGUGUAUUCUGUAACGGAGGAGCAGAUCAAGGCCGCGUUGAGAUUGGUGCUUGAGCGGAUGAAGGUUUUUGUUGAGCCAAGUGCUGUGGUUGGGUUAGCUGUUUGUCUUUUCAAUGAAGAUUUCAGGAAUUUUGUGGAGCAAGAAGGUAAGGUUGAAGGGUUCGAUAUUGGGAUUGUGUUUAGUGGGGGCAACACGACUGUCGAGGCGAUUGCGAAAUUAUUUAGUUGA
Penicillium longicatenatum is the source of this 1125-nucleotide messenger RNA. RefSeq names its product threonine/serine dehydratase. The coding region runs from base 1 to 1125 and encodes 374 amino acids. NCBI's taxonomy places the organism in Eukaryota, Fungi, Ascomycota, Eurotiomycetes, Eurotiales, Aspergillaceae. The transcript has 2 exons. Gene Ontology annotation, biological process: pyruvate biosynthetic process; D-serine biosynthetic process; L-serine metabolic process. The record is from RefSeq and is a predicted model, not a curated record. Gene Ontology annotation, molecular function: serine racemase activity; magnesium ion binding; D-serine ammonia-lyase activity.